Messenger RNA from Pollicipes pollicipes, 1475 nucleotides. It is a transcript of the gene Zfrp8, whose product is annotated as Zinc finger protein RP-8. Bases 372 to 1448 code for a protein of 358 amino acids. NCBI's taxonomy places the organism in Eukaryota, Metazoa, Arthropoda, Thecostraca, Pollicipedomorpha, Pollicipedidae. Gene Ontology annotation, cellular component: cytoplasm; nucleus. The transcript is spliced from 5 exons. The record is from RefSeq and is a predicted model, not a curated record.
AAUUUGCUGCAGGCAACCCCAUGUCCCGAGCCUGUGGCGCCGAUCAGCAUGUGUUUGAUAUCUAUGGUGGCCUUUUGACCUAAUCCAAGGUCACCAUGGCCUGGAGAGGAGAGGUCAUUGACUACGCGGGAUCAAACGGUGAAGAUUUGGUGCCGAUCAGUGCCAUAGGCUUGGAACAUGGGGUCACCAAUAGCUUGGUCUGUCGUUUAGUCUCUAAAUGGGACGAAAGCUGUCGGCCAGUACGUGAGGGCCGCCGUCAUCUUGGUACAGUUAUCUCGCCGUCUGUGGCGACCAAGGGUGGCGACUACCAGCAGAUUACUAUAACGUGACCACAGAUACGUGCCAAGCCUUUACCUAAGAAUUAACCAAGAAUGGAGGCAUCUGGCAAGCAAGGUGGUGCGGCAACAGGUGGACAAGAUAUUCAGCUGGGAUUUGUGGAAAAUGCUGAAGCAUGGAAGCUCAUCAGUCGGUUUUUCCCUACAAAAGUUGGUGGAAAACCAGCCUGGCUAGAUUUGAAGAACCUGCCCCCACCAGAAAUGAUGAAAUGCUUCCACUGUGAUGCCCCAUAUGCAUUCUUAUGCCAGAUCUAUGCACCUAUUGAAGAGAAGGAUUCCUGUUUCCAUCGCACAAUAUUUUUGUUUAUCUGCAAAAACCCAGCAUGCUCACAAGAAGAUGAAGGUGGAAUUGUUGCGUUACGGUGCCAGCUUCCUUUAGAUAAUGAGUUCUAUCCGGACACACCAUUCGAGGAGAGGCCAGUUGUGGGCAAGGAUGAGUACGGAGCUGAACAUUACAUGAACAUAUGUGCUGUGUGCGGAUGUCUUGGGAGCAAACAAUGUGCAGGCUGCAAGAAGGUACAUUACUGUGGUAAAGCACACCAAACCAUCGACUGGAAAAUGGGACAUAAACAGAACUGCAAAGAAGUUGGCAGGCCGGGUGAUGGCAGUUCAAAGUUUUUGCUUCCUGAGGCCGACGUUGUUAUUGAAGAAGAACCGGCCGACGCGAAGAAGAGAGAGAAAACCGACGAGGAGAAGAUGGCUGACUACGCCACACUCGUGAAGGACAAGAUCGAGUCACUGCCAGACGCUGACGUCGGCGAGCUGGACAAGAUGGCGUCCAGCGGCGGCGACGACCCGGUGUUCACUCGAUUCCGCAAGCGGGUGGCGCGCGAGCCGGAGCAAGUGGUGCGGUACUGGCGCGGCGGCGCGCCGCUCUGGGUCAGUAGCCGGCGCGUGCCUGCCGCCGCAGACGUGCCCGCCUGCCGCUGCGGCGCCGCCCGCCAGUUCGAGUUCCAGGUCCUGCCGCAGCUGCUCAACCACCUCGACCUGGACGAGACGGGCGACAGCGUCGACUGGGGCACGCUGGCCGUGUACACCUGCUCCGACAGCUGCCAGCCGCCGGCCGGCGAGCCCGCCUAUGCCGCCGAGGUCGUCUGGAAGCAGCAGCUCUGAUGCAAUACAGGCGCUCGUUAGGCAGUG